GGAAGCGCUUGCGGGACGGCCUGGCGGCGCGUCCUCCUGCGCCGCGCGUCAUGGCCCUGUCGGUGCCCGGUUACUCGCCCAGCUUCAAAAAGCCGCCCGAGACGUUGCGGCUGCGGCGGAAGAGGGCUCGGAGCCUGAGGGCCCCUCCCCUGCCCGGGGAGCGGAACCCCUUCGCCCGCCUGGACAACCGGCCGCGGGCCGCUGCUGAGCCCCCCGACGGGCCGCCCCGCGGCCAGCAGGAGGCGCCGGGCCCGUUUUUAGAUGCUAAUCAAGAAAAUGAUUUGCUGCGGGAAGAGAAGUUUCCUGAAAGAACAGCAGAUACUGAAUUACUCCAGGCUCCGCACAUAUCAUUCUCCGAAUCUGAUAUUCCAUCCUCAGAUAGUACUGAGUUACCCGUGGACUGGAGUAUUAAAACUCGACUCCUUUUCACCUCGUCUCAACCCUUCACCUGGGCAGAUCACUUGAAAGCACAGGAAGAAGCUCAAGGUGUCGUCCAGCAUUGUAGGGCAACAGAAGUUACUUUGCCUCAAAGUAUCCAGGAUCCCAAACUCUCCACUGAGCUCCGUUGUGCCUUUCAACAGAGCCUUAUCUAUUGGCUCCACCCUGCCUUUCCUUGGCUACCACUGUUCCCUCGUAUUGGAGCUGAUAGAAAAAUGGCUGGAAAGGCAAGCCCUUGGUCAAAUGAUGAAACCCUGCAACACAUUUUAAUGAGUGACUGGUCUGUGAGCUUCACUUCUCUAUAUAAUCUGCUGAAGACAAAACUUUGCCCCUAUUUUUAUGUUUGUACCUAUCAGUUUACUGUCCUGUUCCGUGCAGCAGGAUUAGCAGGAAAUGAUGUAAUCACAGCUCUCAUAUCUCCUACAACUAGAGGUUUAAGAGAAGCUAUGAAAAAUGAAGGUAUUGAAUUUUCUCUGCCUUUAAUAAAAGAAAAUGGCCAUGAGAAGAAAGCAUCUGGAACAACCUUGGGACAUGAGGAGGAGCAAGCAGUCAGUGAUGAGGAUGAAGAAGAAAGUUUCUCCUGGCUAGAAGAGAUGGGUGUGCAAGAUAAAAUUAAAAAACCAGAUAUACUCUCCAUCAAGCUGCGUAAAGAGAAACAUGAAGUACAAAUGGACCACAGACCUGAGUCUGUUGUGUUGGUGAAAGGAAUGAACACCUUUACAUUGCUAAAUUUUUUGAUUAACUGUAAGAGUUUAAUUGCUACCUCAGGUCCACAGGCAGGACUUCCACCAACCCUCUUAUCCCCUAUAGCUUUCCGAGGUGCCACAAUGCAAAUGCUUAAGGCACGAAGUGUAAAUGUGAAAACACAAGCUCUUUCUGGAUACAAAGAUCAAUUUAGUUUGGAGAUUACAGGUCCUAUCAUGCCUCAUUCUCUACAUUCUGUGACUAUGCUACUCAAAUCUUCACAGAGUGGGUCGUUUUCUGCAGGACUGUAUACACAUGAGCCAACUGCUGUAUUUAAUAUCUGGCUUCCAGGAAAGAAAGUACAGGAUAAGGAAACUGUUCAUGAGGAGCUUGCUAACUGUGGGUUGCAUCCUAAGACUCUGGACCAACUUAGUCAAACAGCAAUGCUGGGGAAAUCAUCUUUACGGCAUGUGAAAAUGAGUGACUACAUUUAUAAUUGGAGGUCCUGAACACCAAAGUAAGCCUAAAAGGAAACUAUGAGGAAAAAAGCCCUUCUAGCAAGGAAAUUGAAGAUUCUUAAACCUUUGACUUUAAAGUUCAUUUUGGAAGUUAAAAGAAAGGAAUUUUUAAAAAUUCAAAUGUUUAUAAACAUUAACCUUUUACAUUUAACUUUUACUACAUGUGCUAAGCAGUAGGAUUAAGGUUUUAAAUCAUUUUGUUUUUAUUAUUUUGAUUAUAUUCAGGUAUGGAGAUAACUGAAACUUUUUAAAAACCUCAAAUAACUUGAAUGAGAAUUCUAGCUCCCUACAACCUAAUUAUAAACUGAGUAGAAAACUCAAUGUCAUUGUUUCCUUGCGAAUGGGAAAUUGAGGCUAACUUAGUAUCAAUUAUCUCAUGGCAUUGUGACUAAUGGCAUCAGGGCAAAACUAUUAAACAAUUUACCUAGGAUUAUUAGCAGGUUCUAGUUUCAUAAAGGUAGAAAACAAAUGUAGACAAUAUCUACUGAGCUGACCAUUGAUGCUUCCACCUUAGCUGUUUUUCCUGAUUUACAAAUCCUCUAUUCUCAAAUAUAUUAAAUCUGUUUUUUUAAUGCAUGUUUAUUCAGAUAAGGGCAUUUUGUAUUACAUACAGAAUAGUGUUAAGAGUUGUAAAGUAUGCUCAGCUGUCACAGCAAAGAAGUAUUUUAUCUUGUAGGUAUUUGUGUGUGUAUGUGUAUAUAUAUAAUUCAAAUUUUCUUAAAUAAAAGUGCUUAGAAAUCAAAAGCAUUGGGUAAAGAAAUAACAGUAUUUAGUGAAGAUGUGUUCACUUGAUAAUCCAGAAAAUAAAACACCACAUUUAUUCCAGAGAAGUUUAUAUUUGGGCCUUAAGCUUUUGAAAAUAAAGUUUAGAGACAUAGCAUAUGAAUACCACUGUAAUACACAUGAAAUAUUCUAUCAGACCCUAAAAAUUAACAUAAACUUAAACUUUCUCAUAGUCAACAAAAUAAUGGCUGGGUGCCGAUUUUAUUAGAUAAGUUGGUUACAGCAUUUUAAUUAUCAUUUUACGUCUAUCUAGGUGUAGCUGAAAUUCAAAAUGCACAUCAAAGUAAAACUAUCACAACUCAAUGCCAUACUAAAUGUACUUGCCUUCUGCAGUAGAAUUCUAGUUGGAGUUAAUUUUGACUCCCUUCUCAUGGCCUAAGUGGCUUUGACAGGAACACAGAACUUAGUGC
This is a messenger RNA of Ceratotherium simum simum (southern white rhinoceros), 2833 nucleotides long. Lineage: Eukaryota; Metazoa; Chordata; Mammalia; Perissodactyla; Rhinocerotidae. The record is from RefSeq and is a predicted model, not a curated record.